Molecule: messenger RNA, 290 nt
Organism: Acaulospora morrowiae
Lineage: Eukaryota; Fungi; Glomeromycota; Glomeromycetes; Diversisporales; Acaulosporaceae
Source: the annotation of a GenBank genome assembly
UUUACCAUCCUCCAAAGAGCUUCACGGCGUUUACUUUGGCGGUGACUCCGUUUGUGCCUAUUCAACUUAUUAGUUGUUGCCGGCGGCAGGUGUCUGAGGUGGAAAAUGACAAAGGCGGCGAGACUUUGGGAAGUGAAAUUUGCUCAAGCUAUAUCGCGACGGCCACUAUGGCGGUCAAUAUGUUCAUGACGACCACUUGGGCGGUGAGCAAACUGAGUUUACCAUCCUCCAAAGAGCUUCACGGCGUUUACUUUGGCGGUGACUCCGUUUGUGCCUAUUCAACUUACUAG